GUCAGCUGACCAGCUGGGAGGCUGGUCUUGCUCACGUGAGGCGCUCCAGCAUCAGCUGACCCAGCUCCUGGAGGAAGAGAGGAGGAAAAGGAGGAGAAAGAGGCUGGGCUGGGGGCAUCUCUGGGGCAUCGAUCCAGCGCCCAGCCUGCAACAUGAGGUUCCGGUUCUGUGGUGACCUGGACUGUCCAGAUUGGGUCCUAGCAGAGAUCAGCACGUUGGCCAAGAUCUCUUCUGUCAAACUGAAGCUGAUCUGCAGCCAGGUUCUGAAAGACCUCCUGGGCCAGGGGAUUGACUUCGAGAAAAUCCUAAAACUUACGGCAGAUGCCAAGUUUGAGUCUGGUGAUGUCAAGGCCACGGUCGCGGUGCUCAGCUUCAUCCUCUCCAGUGCAGCCAAACACAACGUGGACAGUGAGUCCCUCUCCAGUGAGCUGCAGCAGCUGGGGCUACCCAAAGAACAUGCAUCAGGAUUGUGCCGGUCCUAUGAAGAGAAGCAGGGCCCCCUCCAGGAGAGCUUGAGGGGCAGCAGCCUAAGGUUGAGCAGACUGGAUGGUGUUGGCUGGCGCGUGGACUACACAGUGAGUUCCAGCCAGCUCUGCCACGUUCAUGAGCCAGAGGUGCACCUGAGGCUGGAUAUUCGGCGUGACGCAGUUGGUCCAGCAGAGCCCAUCGCCAUGACACUGUCGGUGAAGAAGUUCCAAGUUCUGUUGGCAGAACUCAAACAAGCACAAGCGUUGAUGGGUUCUCUGGGCUGAGAGCCAUCAGAUAGCAAGAAAAGGAAGCCAAGGAAUGAGGCUGGCUCAGCUCAGACCUGAACCUCACCUGCCAGACUCUCCUCAGUGUUUGGGCUGAUGCCCCUUCCCUCUGUCUACAGCAUGCAUUCAGUCUCUCCUCCAGGCCUGGGUGUGGUUGGCUCUCAUCCUCAAGGCAGCUCAGCCCCCAGGAGCUCAGCAAAAGGACCUGAUUGGGUUGGGGACCCCCUAAGGUGCCUUCCUGAUAUCCACCCCCACCACCGCCUAGCCCCACUUUUGUACCUUUUUACUGAAGGGUGGAAGGAAUAAAUGUUGUCAUUGACGCUG
Messenger RNA from Dromiciops gliroides (monito del monte), 1076 nucleotides. RefSeq names its product COMM domain containing 4 (gene COMMD4). The record is from RefSeq and is a predicted model, not a curated record. Bases 153 to 752 code for a protein of 199 amino acids. Lineage: Eukaryota; Metazoa; Chordata; Mammalia; Microbiotheria; Microbiotheriidae. The transcript has 8 exons.